Glycine soja is the source of this 1089-nucleotide messenger RNA. RefSeq lists its product as uncharacterized. The record is from RefSeq and is a predicted model, not a curated record. Bases 1 to 1089 code for a protein of 362 amino acids. The transcript has 2 exons. NCBI's taxonomy places the organism in Eukaryota, Viridiplantae, Streptophyta, Magnoliopsida, Fabales, Fabaceae.
AUGUCAGAGGUUUGGCAUCUUCUGAAGAAAUCACUUCGUUGCAAACCUCAUGCAUUAGAAGUUCAUGAUCCGAAGGCAUAUAGCAGUACUCAGAGAAAACCACAAGGCAAGAUUAGCACGCAGAGACACUCACUAGAGGACCAUGUUAGCCAUGAAAUUUUCCUUGAUAGAUCAAGCGGUGAGAUUAUGCUUUGUCCAUGUUGUCCUUGUUCUCAUGAAGGCAGUGAAGAUGGAAAAGGUGUACAAGAAGAGCCUCAUCCUCCUAGAUCAACCAAGCGAAUUAUACCUUCAUCAAAAACACAUUAUGUUGAUUGUGAUGAAUGUAAUUUUUUCUCAAAGAAAAAGGUGCCACUGAAGAAAGAUUCUAAUGAUGAUCUCCCAAUAUCAACUCGUCAUCAUGAAUGUGAUGAGAAACUAAAAUCUACUGACACUGUUGAAGAACAUGAUCAUAAUAUCCCUGAACAUUCAGUGGUCCAACUUGAGAGAGACGGUUCAUCUUGCAAGAUCAUCCAACAAAUAUGCAAAGAUAACUUGAUCGAAAGCAAGGCAUCACAGAUUGAAUGUGUCUUGAGAGUUCAGAACAAACAAGAAACGUUUGCAUGCUUUGAGGAAAGUAGGGGUAUGGUAAGGACUAAAGCUGAAAGGUUACAAAAUGAGCACCCAAGAUGCAUGGUCGAUGGAAAUGAGCUAUUGAGAUUUCAUGGUACAACAAUUGCAUGCUCCCUUGGUUUAAAUGGCUCUUCUACCCUUUGCACUUUAGAGCAAUGUGGUGUGUGUCAAAUUCUGAGGCAUGGUUUCUCCGCCAAUAAAGAAUUUCAUGGUGCACUUGGGGUUUACACCACUUCUACUAGUGAAAAAGCCAUUGAUUCUAUUUGCUCAUCCAAUAAAUCUGUCCGUAGAAUGUGUGUUAUGUUGUGCAGAGUAAUAGCUGGGAGAAUCCAUAAUCCUCUACAAGAGAUCAAGGAAAUGGUUGAGCCAGAGUUUGAUUCUUUGGUAAAGAAAAUGAGUGACCAAUCAGAGAUUGAAGAACUUAUUGUUUUGAAUCCUAGAGCUGUACUCCCUUGCUUUUUGGUAAUGUACAAUUUCUGA